AUGGAGCUCCCUCUCAGCGCUGUGGUCUUCCUCUUCUUCUCCUACCAUCUCUGUGAUGCAGAAGACCGAAAACAUAAUGCAGUCCUCACUGUGUCCAAUGGAGGGAAGGAUGGUAUAUGGGGAAAACCUGAAUUCUGUCCCAAGGGAUAUGCAAACGGAUUCCAAAUGAAGGUAAAUCUCUAUCUAUAGUCUGAAUUUGGACACCCUGGUGCUAAGGCGUGGUCACAAUAUUAUACAGACGUAUGAAAAGCACAAACAAAGAAACACCUUUAUUUAGAAAGAAGGGCAGGGAAAGCAGCAGACAGAAUGAAAAAUGCAGCCUCUAUCACAGAACCCAUGCAGGGUCCCAGAAACACCAAGAUGCCAAGUCUGUAGCAUCUAAUAUACAGUUCAAUUUACUAAUUACUGAGUCCUAGGCAUGUCAACAGGAUUUUCUGUCCCCAACACACAGUAUAUGGCCUGGGUCCUCAUGUUAGGUUUCUGUGUGUUGCCACUGUGCAGUGCUUGGAGUCACAAGACUCUGUUUUGCAUUCCAGAGAUUCCAGGCUGUUGGUGAUGGCUUUUUGCAGUUUAAUAGCGCUGCAGAGAGCUUGCUGGGGUGGCCAUGCAUUAAAAAGGGACUAAAAAAUAACUUAAACAAUGUUUUAAUAACAAAAUCAAAAACUCCUUUUACACCAAAUACAUCAACAAACAAACAUGACCCAACCACCAACCCAUCCCCCAGGGUAAUGGGAGAGCUGGGUGCUGCUCCUUAUAUACUAUGCCCAAAUGCUGACACAGCUUAAUUAACACAACCUAGCAGCACCUGCUAUGUUACACAGCUGCAGGACUGGGUCUCAUUAUCUUCCCUGGCCCUUAAAGACAUAUACAAUUUGUGAAGCAAUAAUGAACCUUCACAUUUUAAAGUGACCAUUCAACAUUUGGAAGUCUCACGGAAGAUGGGAGAUGGAUGUGAUGUUACUGGUUUCCUGUUCCUUUGUUUUCCAGUUGGUCUCUGCUUUCACAGAGAGCGGAUGUAUGCAUUUCUGUCUGCGUAACUAGAAAUCAAACUCUUUGCAAUGUAGCUCAAAUUUCUCGCCCUUCCCUGCUGCUGAAUACUCUGCUUAAUGAGGGAACAUGCCUGGAGCCUUAUCAGAGGCUCAGGUCAUUAAUCAUCGUCGGAGGCGAUUCCGAAGGACUCGACUGGAGGAUGAGCUUUUCCAGCUCGGUCGUAGCAGAGGCUCCAACACCUCUGAGGACAGCUUUUCAUUAAAUUUGCAUAUGCUUUGUGUAGUAUGCAAAUAUUGUCCUCUUUUGAGGGUGGAGUAGAAUGCCCCAAAAUAAAACAGUGACCACAAAUAUAAUAAAAAGUCUCACAGACAGAAUACAAACAGGUAAAGCUUUUUCCCAUCAUUGUAUUUCCAUACUAGAGAAGGAAUAACCUGCUGAAUUUCUGUCUCUGACACAGCUGGGAAAGGCACAAAAACCCUACUUUCCCUCAAGGCCAACCCUAAACCAAAGCAAGGGCUGCAAUAUUGUACCCAUGUAUUUGGGAGUAAGCCCCAUUAAACAAAGAAAGACUUCUGAAUAGACAUAUUAAGUUAAUUAUACAGUGAAUUCUUCAGACAUGCCUAAGCCUUCUUGCAAAGUACAGUUGCUGUGUCUGUGGAGGGGAUGAUUUCACACCCGCUUGCAAUUAUCCUGCAGUAGGAACUGCAGAAAAUAACUUCCAGGUAGUACCCGAUUUCAGAUGAGCCAACCACAAGAAAGACGCAUCCUGGUCAUUGGGAAGAAAGGAAGGGCAAACUGUGGAGAUUCCAAGAACCAGAAAAAGAGGCAGAAGCAGGGGAGGAAAAGAACAGCUCUAGACCUCCAGAGAAUCUUCUCACCUGGCACCCAAACAACUCAUGCAACAAUGACAACUUUGAGUUGUUAAAGGAGGGGAGUGGGUAGGUAGAAGGGACCACAUCUCAGUGGCAGAAUAUUUUCAUAUGGAAGGUCUCCGGUUAAAACCCUGGGAAAGGGUUUGCUUUGGGAUCCUGUUGAGCUAUUCCUGGUCAGAGUAGACAGAAAUGGUCUAGAAGACCAAAUGGUCUGACAUACUAUAACUAGGGGACGGAUUUUCUCCUUUCUCUUAAAUAAUAAAGAGACGUAAGAACAGGCCUGUGUGGGUUUCAUUCUGAGAGCUGUUACAUUUCUCAUAAUGUUUGCUCAUCUGGAUUGCACAGAACUGGAUGCAGGUUUUCUAUGUCAGCAAUUAGCAGGGACAGAUUUAGGGGAGCGUGGCUGGUUUGGUCGCACUGUGUGAAGAGUUCUGGGGGUGCCUCAGAGUGUGGCACAACUAUUAUUUAGAAUGGAAGUCAGGAAGUGGAGGGGUGCCAAAUUUUGGCAUUGUACAGGGCGCUACUGAAAUUUGGGACCCCAAGGUCUGCCACUGCUGUAUAGAAAGGCUGAUUCCCCACCCCACAUUUGUUCAUCUCCAUCCUUCGGAUGGAAAUGUUUUUGUUCUUUGAGGUGAACGUAAAUCCUCAUCUAUGUCCAGUACCUGCGGGCAAUUGUGUGCACAUGACUUGAGCUAGUACUGCUCAUUGCUGAUCUAGCUAGGUCAUUGCAAGCCCUUGCACAUAGAAAUUUGCACUGAAAAAAUGUUGUUUUGCUCACAAAUAAAUGUUGCCAGUAAUGCAGAUGCAGAUUGCAGCACCAGUCUCUCCCCCCCCCCCCGUUCUCCACCAGUUUCGCAGAGAUGUAAACGAAGCCUUUAGAAAAGAUUUCACUCUGAAAGGCAUCCGUCUCCACUGCACUGAUGGAAAAACAGUAGAGUCUAAAAGUGGAAAGUGAGUAGCUUUUUGAAUUUCUCUUCCUUUAUUAACUUGUUGCUUGGAAGUUUGGGGUAGGAGCGGGAGGGGUAGAUUGAAAUAUUUCAUGCUAGAUUAAAGGCAAAUGGUAAUCUGGACACACUCUGAGUUUAACAGCCCCAAAAUAUACCUGCUUGCACAUAGUCCUGUGGAACUUACUUCUAGGGAUGGAGGCAAAAUUCAAAUUGAUUCACAUUUGUUUGUUUUUUUAAAAUGAUAUUUAUUAAAGUUUCACAAAAAUACAGAAAACAAAGAAAAAAGUAUAAAUUACAGCAAAAAAGUAAAAAGUAAGAAAAAACAUACAAAAUAAAACAGUUAAAAACACAAUAAUGUUCCAUAACCUAUCUUCCUUACUCUUAUUUCCCCAGACCUCCUCAUACCUCCCUUCUUUGUAUUCCAAUUCAGUUUGUUGGUUCAGCAAAUCCUUACCAUUAAUCUUUUACCCAAUUGUUAACCUUUUUUUUCAUGUCUCUUAAAGCAUUACAGCUAAAAACCUCUUAAUUUCUAUCCAACAUCCUUCUAAAGUUCCUUAAUUUUACAAUAUUUCUGUAAAUAGUCCUUAAAUUUUUUCCAGUCUUCUUUCACCGACUCUUCUCCCUGGUCUCGGAUUCUGCCAGUCAUUUCCGCCAAUUCCAUGUAGUCAAUCACCUUCAUCUGCCAUUCUUCCAAAGUGGGUAGAUCUUGUGUCUUCCAAUACUUUGCGAUAAGUAUUCUUGCUGCUGUUGUAGCAUACAUGAAAAAGGUUCUGUCCUUCUUUGGCACCAGUUGGCCGACAAUGCCCAAGAGAAAGGCCUCUGGUUUCUUCAGAAAGGUAUAUUUAAAUACCUUUUUCAGUUCAUUAUAUAUCAUUUCCCAGAAAGCCUUAAUCUUUGGGCACGUCCACCAAAGGUGAAAGAAUGUACCUUCAGUUUCUUUACAUUUCCAACAUUUAUUAUCGGGCAAAUGAUAAAUUUUUGCAAGCUUGACUGGGGUCAUGUACCACCUGUAUAUCAUUUUCAUAAUAUUCUCUCUUAAGGCAUUACAUGCCGUAAACUUCAUACCUGUGGUCCAUAACUGUUCCCAGUCAGCGAACAUAAUGUUAUGUCCAACAUCUUGUGCCCAUUUAAUCAUAGCAGAUUUCACCGUUUCAUCCUGAGUAUUCCAUUUCAACAGCAAGUUAUACAUUCUUGACAAAUUUUUAGUUUUGGGUUCUAACAAUUCUGUUUCUAAUUUUGACUUUUCCACUUGGAAGCCUAUUUUCUUAUCCAAGUUAUAUGCCUCCAUUAUCUGAUAGUAGUGGAGCCAAUCUCUCACUUUAUUUUUUAAUUUUUCAAAACUCUGCAGUCUCAAUUUAUCUCCUUCUUGCUCCAAAAUUUCCCAAUAUGUCGGCCAUUUGGCCUCCAUAUUGAGCCUUUUCAGAGCUUUUGCUUCCAUUGGUGACAGCCACCUUGGGGUUUUAUUUUCCAAUAAGUCUUUGUAUCUUAUCCAGACAUUAAACAAUGCUUUCCUAACAAUAUGAUUUUUGAAUGCUUUGUGUGCUUUGACCUUAUCAUACCAUAAAUAUGCAUGCCAUCCAAAUACAUUGUUAAAACCUUCUAAAUCCAAAAUGUCUGUGUUUUCAAGAAGUAGCCAUUCUUUCAGCCAGCAAAAAGCUGCUGAUUCAUAAUAAAGUUUAAGGUCUGGCAGGGCAAAUCCACCUCUUUCCUUGGCAUCAGUUAAUAUCUUAAAUUUUAUUCUGGGCUUCUUGCCCUGCCAGACAAAUCUAGAAAUAUCUCUCUGCCACUUCUUGAAACAGUCCAUCUUAUCUACAAUUUGUAAUGUCUGAAACAAAAACAACAUUCUAGGCAAUACAUUCAUCUUUAUCACAGCAAUACGGCCCAGCAACGAGAGUUUCAAAUUUGACCAAAUUUCUAAAUCUUUUUCACUUCCGUCCAACAUUUUUCGUAAUUAUCUUUAAAUAAGUUCCCAUUUUUGGCUGUCAUAUUAAUCCCCAAGUAUUUCACUUUCUUUACCACAUUCAAUCCUGUCUCAUUCUGAAACCUCUCUCUUUCAAUCGGUGUUAAGUUUUUCUCUAAAACCUUAGUUUUUAACUUGUUCAAUUUAAAACCUGCCACCUGACCAAAUUCCUGAAUUAAUUCUAAAACUCUUUUAGUACUAGAUUCUGGCUCCUGUAACGUCAAUACUAGGUCAUCUGCAAAUGCUCUCAAUUUGUACUGUUUAGCUCCGACCUGUAUGCCCUUAACCAACCGGUCCUUUCUAAUCAUAUUUAGCAAAACCUCCAGGACCGAUAUAAAAAGCAGUGGGGAAAUUGGGCACCCCUGUCGUGUCCCUUUUUCUAUCUUAAAUUCUUCCGUAACCACAUUAUUUACAAUUAAUUUAGCCUUUUGUUCAGAGUAUAUUGCACCUAUACCAUUUUCAAAACCUUGGCCUACCCCCAUCCCAUGCAGAUUCUUCUUCAUAAAACUCCAAGAGAUAUUAUCAAAAGCUUUCUCCGCGUCAACAAAUAUCAAUACUGCUUUGGUGUUUAUAUUCACUUCUAAUUUUUCCAAAAUAUCAAUUAUAUUCCUCAAGUUAUCAGACAGAUGUCUUCCCGGGAGAAAGCCCGCUUGGUCUUUAUGAAUCUCUUUCAUCAAUAUUUUUUUCAAUCUCUUGGCCAAAAUGUCUGCAAAAAUUUUGUAAUCCACAUUAAGUAACGAUAUAGGGCGAUAGUUCUUAAGCUGAGUCUUUUCAGUCUCUGUUUUCGGUAUAAGUGUGAUGUACGCCUCUUUCCACGAUUCUGGUGCCCUUUUCCCCUCCAGUAUUUCAUUGCAGACUUCCUUCAAAGGUUGCAGUAACCACUCUUUCAAAGAUCUAUAGUAUCUGGAAGUCAGCCCGUCCGGUCCUGGAGAUUUGCCCAAUUGCAUAUUUUGUAUGGCACCUUCUACUUCCUGUUCAGAUAUUUUAUAGUUCAGCAUUAAUUUACUUUCUUGAGAGAUUUUUUGUAGGCCAUUUGUCUUCAAAAAUUGGUCUAUGUCCAUUUCCUUCUGUGGCCCUUGUGUGUAUAAUUGUUUAAAGUACUUCUGGAAGCAAUUUCUAAUCUCAUUUGGAUUAUGUAUACUCUUUCCUUCCACUUCUAAAUUUAUAAUAGUAUUUAAUUUUUGUCUUUUUUUCAUUUGCCAGGCCAACAGUUUUCCACAUUUAUUAGCUGAUUCAAAUGUUUUUUGUCUCAUUUGUUUGAUUUUCCAUUCUAUUUCCUGAUUCAUCAUUUCCAUAUAUUGUACUUGAUAUAAUUUUAUUUCUCUCAAAAUCUCCUGGGACUUUGGUUUUGCUCUCAAUUUCUUCUCUCCUUCUUUUAUUUUUUCCAAGAUUUUAUCUUUCUUUUCAUUUUGACUUCUCUUCUUUAUUGCAUUCUGUUGUAUCAAAAACCCUCUCAUCACAGCUUUGCUUGCGUCCCAGAUUACUCUUUUUUCUACAUUGGUAUUCAUAUUUAUUUCAAAAUAAUCUCUCAAAGUCUUUUGGGCCUUUUUGUAAACUUCUUCAUCUCUAAAUAAGGUGUCAUUCAUCCUCCAUCUAAAGGAUCCGGUUGUUGUUUGUUUCAUCUCCAUCCUUACAGCAUUAUGGUCGGAACAAGUUUUUGGGCAGAUUUCUACCUUCUUUAUCUUUGGUGCCAUUCCUCUAGUUAUCCAUAUUUGGUCAAUUCUAGUCCAUGUCAUCUUGGCUUCAAAAAAAAGGUUCCUUCUCUUCCCAGGGGGUUCUUUACCCUCCAGAUGUCCACUAAGUCCAUAUUGUCUGUCAUCUCAAAAAAUGUUUUUGGUAGUCUACCAUCCUUGGUGACUACCUGUCUUUGAGCCUUGUCCAUAUUUGUAGAUACUACUCCAUUCAUGUCCCCCAUCAGAAUCAAAUUAUAGUCCAAAUGAUCCAAUAAAGUCUCAUGCAACUUUUUAUAGAAUUCAGAUUUCCCUCGUUCGGUGCAUAAAUUCCCACGAUUAAGAAUUUCUCUCCUUGUAGUUGAAUUUCAAUUGCCAAAAAUCUUCCUUGAUCAUCUUUAAAGAUAAAUUUCGGUAAAAGUCUCUCCUUUGCAUAAAUCACGACUCCUCUUUUUUUUAACUUUGUCAGAUGAGACAAACUCCUGUCCUAAUCUUUUAUUAAUCAAUAACUUCCUAUGUGCCCUUGUUAUAUGUGUCUCUUGUAGACAAAUCAAGUCCAAUUGUUCUUUUUUAAUAAAUGAAACACACUUUUUCUUUUUCGCGGAGAAUUCAAACCGUUACAAUUCCAGCUUAAUAGUUGCAGAGCCAUGGUGGGGGCUACUUCACUUUACCUCCAACUGCCCCAAGUGCCGCUUCUUGUUCUGUGGGUAGUAUCACUUUUUCUGGACCGUGCAGUCCAAAAGAUAAAUUUGAUAUGUCUAGUAUGCCUUUUGGUUCUUCUUCAGAUUCCCCUUCUUUCAGUAGAUCUUCCUCGUGGUCUUUCAAGAAUCUGUCUUUUUCCUCAGUUGAUUUUAUUUUUAUCUUUCUCCCUUUAUAUUUGAAGGACAGGCCUUGCGGAAAUUCCCACCUGAAAAGAAUUCUGUUUCUUUUCAAUAAGGUCACUAGGUCUCCAUAAUUGGACCUUAAGUCCAGCAAAUGCUUUGGGAUGUCCUUAAAAAUCAGUAGACUUGAGUCAUCAAUUUCCAAAGUUUUUUUUGAUAGUGCAAAUUCAGAAUUUUAUCUCUCUCUUCUUUUGUUCGAAAGGUAAUCAAACAGUCUCUCACCUUGCCCUUGCCUUGUCUUCUUCCGAGCCUAAAUGCAUUCACUAUCUUAAAUUCUUCCUUCCCCGGGUCCAAUUGCCAAAAAUCUGUAAAUUCCUGUGUAAGAAAGUCAGCCAAAUUAUCUUUCUCCCGCUCUGGAACAGCCCUAAUUCUCAGAUUUCUCUGUCUAUCUUUCAAUUCAAACAUGGAAAAUGUCACAUCAUGGUCCUCCAAUUUCUUAUAUACAGGUGGAAUUUUCUCCUGAGUAGCAAUUGCAAUAUCUUUUGCUUCCUGUGCAGUUUGUCGAAUCAAGGCAGAUUCCUGUAGUAAUUUUUCGAUAGUCUCUGUGUUGGCAUUCACCUUCUGUCCCAAGGUAUUUAUACUUGCAGUAUUUAAAUCAAUUUUAUUUGAUGCUUCCACAACUUGUCUAUUUGUCUCAACUACUUGCCUAUUUGUUUCUGUUACUUGUCUAUUUGUCUCAAUUACCUGUUUACUUAGGCUUUCCAAAGAUUCAUUAAUUUUUGCCAGAGCCUGUGCCAAAACUUCUUCUGAUGUCAUAACUUUUGAUUUAGACUGUGGGAGUGGGGCCCCUGAUGCUCCGGAUGCUCCAGAUGUUGAGCCCCUUCGCGGCAACGCAGUAUCUAUCCGAUAAUGUCUGCCAGACCUAGUAAUUUUUCCUGCGGUUCCGCCUUCUUAUCAUCUGCCAUCACAGUCUCAUAGACAUUCAAGGUCACUCCCACAUUCAGCCAGUUGUUUUGACAUAGAAUGGAAUUUUCCUCUUUGUAACUAUUGUUGUAACAAUGUCCAAUCUCCUCUAGGGGACACAGUAACAGCCAGAACUUGUAACUUUUUAGAAACAAAAAUAGUCUUUAUAAAUCCCCCAAUUUACUUUCGAAGUCCACAGUCUCAAUACAUUUAAACAGUUACUUUUAAGCCAAAAGAGGUUCGGAAACACUGUAUCACUUUUGCAGAAUUGGCUGUCAGAAACAAACUUUCACUAUAAACCUCUAUCUUAAGGCAGUCCGUUCUGAAUCUUAAAUUGUAAAUUCUUCCUUCCUCUCCCCUUCUUUACUGCAGGGACAUUCAGCUCAGUCUUUACUGUCCCCCUCCUCGCCGGCAAUCCGGAGGGGGAACCCUUUUCAAGAUGUUGGAAUUUAGCACAUUUAAAUGACUGUCCGAGUUUCUGCUUUGAAGUCUCUUUGCUUUGAUCUAUUUACAAUUCAGGGGAGGUAGACUUCCUGCUUGUACGUUCCCCGCUCGUGCCAAAUUAACUUUUUUUUCCCCCCUUUAAAUCCAAUUUACUCCUACUCACGGGUAGUUGUUUUCAGUGCCAAUUAUCCCAGGAAAAAAGGCAGAGCUCUCCGGUAACAGCUUCGCGGCUUCACUCCACGGAAGAAGCAAUUUGCUCACAGCACCACGCCACCCCCGCUCCGCUCCGGAGCCCGUUGCCGAGCUCCUUUAGCAAUUGGGGGGGCGCAAACGGUGCCCGCUGAGUCCCACGUUCACAGGCUUCACCCGCCUGUGAUUUAUUUGGGGGUCCCCGCUGCGCCGUGGCGACAGGACCCAAAUUCCGUAGAGCUAGUUCUCUCCAAGUUAGAGAGAAGCAGCCAUUACCGUUGGCUCCGCCUCCGGAAGUCAAAUUGAUUCACAUUUGAAGGCGAAUCUGUUCUAUACAUCCUUUCUGAAAUAAAGCUUUUUGCUCUAAUUUGGAAUUAUAUCUCUGGAGAGACUUUAAAAAUAAAAAUUCAUUGACAAAGUUGUGGUAUAUAAAUUUCUAUUUGGACAUUGCCAUCCUUGUCCUUUUCUUUACAGGCUCGGGGAAUGGGUUGCGGUUCAGAAAUGCCCCCAAGGCAACAUGGUGUCCUUUUCUUUGACUAUUGAAUUACCACAACCGCUAAUUCCUCAUGCAGUCAGUAACCUUGAGGUCCUCUGCAGUGGUGGGGCUAAAUUGAAGAAAGAUAUCUUUCAACGGAUGGAAGAGGGCAAAAUGAGCAAGCGCUGCCCUAGUGGCUUCAUAUGUGGCAUCCAAACAAGGGUGGCGAAUGAGAAUCAAAUGCUUGGUAAAGUAGAACUUCGUGACGUGAAGAUGUUCUGUUGUGACUGAUCCACCACCCUGCUGCACAGCCCUCUUCCACUGGCAACAGAGGAUGACAGGGUGGAGUGGUGGUGCUUACCUGGCCUCCUGACAGCUGAAUUGCUGCUGCUUGCUGGAAGGGAGAGAGGCAAGUCAUUGGGGAGCUUGGUGUGGUGCAAACACACUGGCAGAGCCAAUCCAGUACUCCUGCCGGUGUGUUUGCAGUGUGCCGACUGCUUCUCUUUCUGUCCUUCCUUGUAAGCAGCAGUGACUCAUCUGUUGGAGGGGUCACCGAUUCCCCAACCCCUGAAUGAGAUAAAGGGAUCGUAUUUAGACAGAAUAUAGCAUGAUUAUGGAAAUCUCUGGGGUCUCUUUCAACUUUCAAGUAUAUUUAGGCUGCUUAAAAAAAUAAAAUCAAGCUUGCUUAUAAUGUAGUAGUCAUGCACCAGAUCAUAAAAACCAGCUAAGUGAUUCUCUUGUUUCAAUUAAGUCUUAAAAUAUUACACACGCUAACCCUCAUGUUAUGUUUGGGGGAAAUGUUUGGUUCAUUCUCUGUAUCAUUUGAGAUACAUUUCGUUAUAGUUCACCCUUUUGUUGUUACAGUAAAACUCAUUGAAAAUAUUAAUAAAAAAGACAUUCACCAGACAAAUAUAUUGAAUGCCGGAAUGACGUUCAUUUAUGAAUCACCGGAAUACUAAAUUUUCUGACAGCAUAGACUAUAUAUGUUAUUUUCUGUUACUGAAUUCCUUUUGAUUAUUUCUCUCAUACGCAAGUACAGGAGAGACAUCUUUCUAUAAUAUCAUUGAUUGCCUGUUCUGUUCUUUCACCAAUAAAAAUGAAAUGAAAUGAAGAGUAAGUGUGUCCCUUCUUAUCAGCUGUGAGAGGAGCAGGAAGAGGAGAUGCAGGCAGCAUGUGUGUCAGAGUGUGUGCGAGCAAACUAGGGGUGACAAGGUGAAACAUUCAUCUCUUGUGGUCGUGGCAGAUCGAAGUGGGUUAGGAGCAAUGGCGUAGUGUGGGGGCGCAGGGGGGCCCGGCCGCACCGGGCGCAACAUCGGGGGGGGCGCUCGCACUCGCAGCCCUACCUGGCUCCACGGGUUAGGGGGCGCAAAUUACUUGCCUUGCUGACAACCCACGCUAUGCCACUGGUUAGGAGGAGCUGCUUCCCAUAGUGCUCAGCCCUAGGAAGAUGCAAAGGUCACCUGGCUAAGAGGAGGAAAAGGCCUCAGAAUGCAGAAAGCCGGAAGUGUGCUCAACUGCUUCCUAAAGUGAAAUGAAGAGGUGGGGGAAGAGAUGUUGCCAAAAGAGAACUGGGAUAUGGUGAUGCCCUCCCUAAAAUGCACAAACGGCUCAUUGUAAGUCACUUUGUGUUGUUCUGGGCAAACACAUUUAAUUAAUUAAAAAAUAAAUCUCAGUAGAAGCAGCCUCGCACUCCAGCUUUAAAAAGCAACAGUUUCAAUAACACAAUUUAAAGAUGAAUAUACAACAUCACAAAAAAUAUACACAGCACACAUCUAAAACCCUGUGAAUUCAAAGGUUCAGUUUUAAAACUUCGGACAAUAAAGACCACAAAGAUGGCACCAGGUGGGCUUUCCAGGGAAGGCAUUUCAUAACCAGGCUGACACCACCUAUAACACCCUUAAAGAAAAUGCAAUGAAAAUGAUGUGUACAUGGUAUAUUACACUAGUGAAGUUAGCAAAAAUGUAUAAAGUAAAUAACCAAUGUUGGAAAGGUAAAGGAAAAGAAGGUACUUUCUACCACAUGUGGAGGACUUUUAAGGAGGUUAAAGCUUUCUGGGAGAUGAUAUACAAUGAAAUUUUGAAAAUGUUGAAAUAAACAUUUGUAAAAAAACCCCAGAAGCCUUCUUAAUUGGUAUUGUGGGUAGUGAAAUACAUAGACAAGAAACUGUUUUUAUAUGCAACAGCCACAGCAAGAAUAUUAUUAGCCCAAAGAUGGAAGCAGCAAGAAAAAACUCACUCACAGAAAAAAACAAGUGAGGGAGCGACACCAGGGGACAGGAAGGGCUCAAGACAGGAGUCAGAACUUAAAGGGGAUAUAUUGAAAAUGUUUGCUGAAAUUAAAAAGGACAUAAAACAAAUUGAAAAAAAUAUAGAAUCCAAAUUAGAACAGGUGGAUAAAAAAAUAGGACAAAUGGAUAAAAAAAUAGAAGUGACGGUGAAUGAAUUGAAGGGACAAAUAAAGGAGGUUACUAAAAGGACACAAAGCUUGGAAGAAGGGUUGAAAAGAACAAAGUUAGAAGUGUCUUUCUGCUGGGAAGUUUUUGCCUCUGCACAUGAGUCUGAGAAUGUUCUGAUCAGUUCACAUUGAGUUCAGUACCCUGACCUGUUCUUAACGCAUUGUUGACCACAUCUACGGAACGCGAUUGUUAUGUUCUUUCAUGUCAUGCUAUAUCAAUCAUUAGUAAUAGUUUAAGUCUUGAUACUCAUUCACUAGUUAAUAGUUUAAUAAGGAGGUUUCACGCCUGUCCAAUUCUGUGUUCCCUUUCCCAACCUUUAAUCUAUUGAUGAUUAAUACCUAUAUUCAACCUUUGCAUUGUAUUCAUGUUAACCAAUCAGCAACAAGCACAUAUGUGGUAAUGCUGUAAUAUUCAAUAAAAGGGACUCUCCGAGACAUGCUCGAGAGAUGCCUCCCGUAUGACACCUUACCAUUCGUCUGUCACUUAUUUCAACCCAACAUCUGGUGACCCCGACGUGCCAGAUCCCUUUACGCAGCCUCGAUACUUCACUCGACUGGAAAAGUCUCGUGAGUAUGGGGGGGGGGGAACUUACGAGGUUCCAAAAGGAGCAUGCCAAGGAGCUGCUCCAUUUAGUCAGACAGCGAGUGGCGGGUGCGCAUAUUUCUUUGAAAGAAAUUGAACAAUUGUUUUGUGUGAGAUUGCUUUCCAGUGCCCUUGGUACCCAGAAUCUGGGUCUCUGGGAACAGAAGCUUGGCAAAAGAUCGGAACAACCCUCUUCUCAGAACCGAGGGCUCCAAUUCAUUGUCUGCUCACUUGGCAGAAGUGUGUGGAUGCCCUCGCUAGGUUAGGACCCCAGGCAUCUCCGUCGGCACCCGCUGCAGACAAUCCCCCACCACCUGCCCUUUUGGCCGCAGCAGACAAUCCCCCACCAUACCCAAAGCUUUUGCCUCCAUCACAACCUUCCCUACCCCCCCUACGCCUCAGUCCACAUCCCCCCCAUCCCCCCUUCCCUCCCUCCUUCGCCUGCCUCAGCCCCUGCGUGCUCUCCCACAGGAGCUGUGCGCGCUGUGCUUUUUCAAGCUAGACAGAAAGGAAUCCUCUCCUUGGAGGAAGAGGCUGGGUGGGCUGGGGAAAUGCCAUCUGCUUUCCCUAUCUCCUAUGCAAACCCUGGCACGGCACAACAACAAGUUAUGUAUGAGACGCUUCCUUAUUCUAUUCUGAGAGAAUUAAGGAAAGCCAUUACUGAUUCUGGCCUAAAAUCUUCUUAUGUGCUAGGGAUGCUGGAGGGGAUCGCAACUGGUUAUACAAUGCUACCUCAAGAUUGGAAGGAUCUGAUGCGCAUGCUUUUAUCCCCGGCUCAGUAUGUGGUUUUUGAAAGUGAAUUUAAGCAUAGCGCAGUAGCCCUGGCUGAUCCACAGCAUUCAGCCAACCAACUCUUUGGUGCUGGUCCGUAUGAUAAUAUACCAGCCCAGGCGCAUUUGACACCUUUACAUUUUAGUCGCACCGCGACCUGUGUUCAACGCGCCUUUCGCAAAGUCCCUGUCUCAGGGCAACCGCUGAGCUCCUUUGUUAAUAUUAAGCAACAACAUUCGGAGCCUUACCAUCAAUUUAUAGAUAUAUUGAAAGAAUCAAUCACUAGGCAGAUUGAUAACACUACAGCUCAAAAUGAAUUGAUAAAAAAAUUGGCCUUUGAAAAUGCAAACACCGAUUGCAAGAAGGCUUUGCAGUCAAUCAUACAUCGCCCUAAAUAUGACCUGGCCGAUAUGAUUCAAACCUGUGCAGAUGUUGGCAGCCAGAGCCACGCGAUGUCUUUGCUUGCCGGUGCCAUCCAGGCUGGCAAUAAGCCCACGGGCAAUUGCUUCAAUUGCAAACGCCCAGGUCAUUUUGCUAAACAAUGCAGAGCCCCUGGCGGGGGAGCAAGCAGGAAUGGUGAUGCCAAUAAGGCUAAGCCUUCCAAAAAAUGCCCGAAAUGCGGAAAAGGCUAUCAUUGGGCAAAUCAGUGCAGGAGUUCGGGAAACUCCAUGGGGGCCCAGCUCUCGGGCCAGGACAAAUAGAGAGCCCUCCGUCGUUAGCUUCCACUUUUGAAAACUAUCCUAAGGAUACACCCUCUGAUUUCACCAUUGAUUUAAUUAAUCAGGAAACCAGAGACGCUGCUUUACCUCGUGAAAUUGUGCUCAUGUCCACUCAGUUGGCGGGCCCACUACCACCUAAGGUUGCAGGCUUAAUUUUACCCAAAUUCUCUGUGGCCAAAGAAGGAAUCCUGGUUAUUCCGGGAGUCCUAGAUCCUGACUAUGUGGGCACAAUCAUGGUUCAACUCUGGAGCCAUAUGCCCAUGCAGUUAAAAAAGGGUGAUUCUUGGGCGCAUUUGGUAGUGCUCCCUUCUCAUCCUACUGCUUCUAUUAUGGAUAGUAAUUUGCACGAGCUCUCUCCCCUUUCUCCACAGCUCUUAGCUGUAGUCCAGAGGAUUGGUCAACAGAAACUUCUUCGUAAGUAUAGAAUCAAUGGCAAGGUUCUGGAAGGCUUGAUUGACACGGGCGCAGACAUUUCUGUCAUAUCCAGUAGUUGCUGGGACCCCACGUGGCCCCUUGAGUCUGCCUCUGCGGUUUGGGGUGUGGGUGGACCUCAAACCUCAACCAAAAGCGUAAAGUGGUUGCCUGUUUCUCUGCCUGAUAGCUCUGAAACCAUUGCAUACAUCCAGCCUUGCGUGCUAAAAAUCCACCUUAAUCUGUGGGGCAGAGACUUACUACAACAAUUACAAGCUACCAUUCAAUUUAAUGAGUAAGCUUGCACUCCCCCUCAAGUGGAAGUCAACCACCCCGGUAUGGGUCGAACAAUGGCCCAUAACGGGGGAAAAGCUACUUGCUUUAAAAGAAUUGGUGAAUCAACAAUUAUCGGCAGACCAUAUCGAGUCCUCAGUUAGCCCCUAUAACACUCCCAUCUUCGUCAUAAAAAAGAAAAGUGGGAAAUGGAGAUUUCUCCAGGAUUUAAGGAAAAUUAAUGACAUCCUUGAACCCAUGGAGCCUGUUGGGUGUAGUGAAGGGUUAACCUUCUGUGUCUCGAGGCUGAGAGGAGGCGCUUACAAGGGAAGUAAGCCAGGACGUGACGAAAGCAGCUUGGAAUGCUGUGAGCUGAGUGAAAAGUGAAAGCAGCUUUGCUACGCAGCUGCUGAGAGAGAGACGCAGAAAUGCAACUUGAAUCAGAUGGUGUAUAUGAACUGUAAAUAUGCUAUUUCUGAGCAAAUAAAGUGCUACUAGGAAAGAAGAAACGUGUGGAACUUCCUUUACUGCCCUUUCUACACGGACGCUGUGCAAAUUCUGCUAAUUGCUUUACGACCUGCAGAGGUGCAGGGAAGUGUGCUGGACGACAAGAGCAAAGCAAUAAAUCUUAUACCUACCAUGGUUAUGGGUCAACGUGAAGCGUGAGAAAGGGCUUUGAAGUUUUAUCUGCUGAACGUCAGUUUGAUCGACUGCCGGAGACUUCAAAGAGGCAGAUCGGAGGAGGCUGACGGAGAGCCAUGACGUCCGGAGUUCCCAGUUUGGCUGAGUGAGUACCUUUGGGAAAAGCCAACAGAAGGGAGGGCAAUGGCUCAGCCCUGUGAGCAUGGCUUUGAGCUUAAGCUGCCAUGUCAGAGACUGACUAGCCAGAAUUGGCUGCAGUGGAGCUUUCAAGUGGAGCUUUUGCUGGUGGGGGAGCAGCUGUGGAAUGUAAUUCACCCCACACAGAAUGCAGCUGGGAAAGCAGAGGCUGAAAGGGCUGCAGAGCAAAGUGAAGUGGAGAAGCGUGUGCUUGCUGGGUGGGCAGAAAGUGUGGAUGCUCAUCUGGUGCCUGUUGUCCUGGGUGCAAGAAAGCCAGAGGCCGCUUGGCUAGCACUCCAAGAAGCUUGUGGAGCUGGAGUGGGAAGCAAGGGCCGAGAAGUGGCUGCAUCUGAAAGGGAGAGGCAAGAUGGCGCCGGCCACAUUCUUGAUUGCCGAUACACAGCUGGGAGGUGCUGUGAGCCCCCACAGGGGGGCGAAGGGACUGUUGCUGUUGCUGUUAUUGUUGCUAGCAAUGCUGCUUGUGCUUUUGCUGGAGCCUGGGAGCUGUGUGGAUGCUGCAACGUGUCUGUGUGAGGAACCUGAAGAGAGGCCAAGUGUUGAGAGCCCUUUACCCUUCAGAGGGGGUGCAGAAAAACGUCCCGGAGACCCCAAGAGCAGUGGGGGGGCAGUGAGCAGUGAAAGCUCAGAGACGCCUCUUUCUCCAAAAGCUGCCAAGAGUUGUUUACGUCGUGAGUCGGAGCCUGGGAAGCUGAAAGAGUUAGAGGCUUCAAGGUCAGCCACCUGCAUCAAGUAGAGAUAAGAGCUUCAGAGUUGUGUGGGAACGCCGAGACAAGUCCAGUCUCCAUGGCAACUGAGAGAGUUGCAUCUACGGAAGCUGUGAAGGUCGUGGGCAAGUCUUCCUGCCGGGGGGAGUCUGUUGCCGUGACAACCAGAGAGGACAUCUGCAGAAGCCCCAAGGAGGGGGGUAGUGAGGAGAUUGUUGCCCUGGCGACCCAGGAAUGUAAACAACAAGACUUUCUCACUAUAAUAAUAGACUCUGGUGCCUCAAAUUCGCUAGUGCCAUCUCCUGAUCUUUUGAGGAAUUGCAGGACAGUAAAAACUGAGAAGUUUGUUAAGUUUGCAGAUGGAAGCAGAAAAAGGCUGACAGAAACAGGACUGUUCUUCUGUCCUUUCCUUAAGCAUGAAGUCAAAGCUUAUGCAGUGCCCGGUUUAACUAACUGUUUGUUAAGUGUGCAUGAUCUAUUGAUCGAUAAUUUUCAAAUUUCUUUUACAGGUGACAAAUGUGAAUUUUCCAAGGAUGGGAAGCACGUGUACACAGUGCAGUCUAAAGAUAAUUUGUUUGCUGUAAAUGUGCCUUUUUCCACAGGAAAAGAAGACACCGAAGAUGCGAAGGGCCAAUGUGUGAAUGUAGCGCCCCACAAUGGUUGUUUACAUAUUUGGCACAGGCGCUUCGCUCAUUUAAAUUGGAAAUUUCUCCAGAAAGCACCGGAGCUGACACAAGGGUGCAGAUUUAAUGUUUGUGACAAAUUUCUAGAUUGCAAUGCAUGUAAACAGGCGAAAGUUGUGACAUGCUCAUAUCCAAAGUCAGAGAGGCAGAACACAGAACCCUUUGAAUUAAUUCAUGCAGAUUUGUGUGGACCCAUGUCUGUUGAGUCACUGGGAGGUUCGAAGUAUUCUUUGCUUUUGAUUGAUGAUUUUUCGAGGUCUGCUUGGACCUUCUCUCUGAAAACGAAAGGGAGGCGGCUAAAAUGAUCAGGGAUUGGAUCACCGCAGUUGAGGUAACCUUUUCCACCAAAGUUCGUGGUUUUCAAAGUGACAGAGGUGCUGAAUUCACUGGUUCUGCUUUACAGGAUUUCUUUAGGGAGAAGGGGAUUAGCCACAGACUGACCGCUCCUUACUCUCCGCAACAGAAUGGGGUCGCAGAGAGAAAGAACAGGACGGUACAGGAAGCUGUGUCUGCAAUCCUGUGGGACGCAGGGCUACCCCAGAAGUUUUGGUCGGAGGCCUGGAGAUAUGUGGUCCAUACCGAGAACAGAGUGUACAACUCUAGUGUAGGAAAUACACCGUAUUUCUUACUUCAUGGAAGGAAGCCCAAGGUACACUACCUUCGUGUGUUUGGUUGUGAGGCUUGGGUGCUUAUUCCAAAGGCUCUACGCAAGAAAGGUGAGCCAAGAUCUAAAAGGAUGAUCUUUGUAGGGUAUGAGCCUGGCUCAAAGGCCUGGAGGUUUGCGUACCCAAGUGGAGACCAGUCUAGGUUGGUUAUCAGCAAUAGCGCUGAGUUCUGUGAGCAAGCUGGUUGGAAACGUCUGCACGCCAAUUCAGACGUGCUUCCACAGCAGUUCUAUGACUCAGAUGUUGAGGAGGAAGAGGAACUUGUUGCUGGGGACCACGGUCCAGAGGGACAGAGUCCAAGGCAGGAACAGCUCAGGAUCCCUCGGAGGGGGGAACCUAGAACACCUCCUCAGGCAAGUGUCAAGUUUGAGCCAAAGAGUAAGCCUUCUUCACCUGCUGGACCAGCUGUAAGGCCCAAGAGGCGCAGCAGGUCAGAGGGGGGAAGACACUGAAGUUGAGGAUGAUUUAGCUGGACCCAGUGAAGCGGCAGGGUCACCAGGAGUCACACUGAGGAGAUCAGCGAGGACAAGGAGGCCUCCUGAUCAGUACGGCGCUUCAGGCGUCUGGGUAGGUUCUGCAAGAUGUGAACCUGAAUCCUUCGAGGAUAUUCAGAGUUUAACUGAGGAAGAAGCAGGCAAGUGGCACAGGGCAAUGGACAAAGAGAUGAAGUCCAUGAAAGAUCUAGGUGUGUUCUCACUCACAGAGUUGCCACCGGGAAAGCAAGCUGUGAGUUCCAGAUGGGUUUACUGCUUGAAACCCACGGACGCUGGAGAGCCGCAGUAUAAAGCCAGAUUAGUUGCUCGAGGAUUUACUCAGAGGAAGGGAAUACACUUCACGGAGGUGUAUUCGCCAACAUCACGAGCAGAGACUCUGAGAACGCUUUUAGCUUGUGCAGCACAGAGAGGCUGGAAGGUAAACCACUUUGAUGUGGAUGUUGCCUACCUUAACUCAGAUCUCCAGGAGGAGCUGUACAUGAUUCCUCCUCCGGGGUUUGAGAACUCAAGGCAGGAUGUUGUGUGGAGAUUGCACAAAUCCAUCUAUGGAUUACGUCAAUCUGCUAGAAACUGGAACAUGUGCCUGAAUGAAGCUUUGGAGAAGCUAGGUUUCAGGAAGAGUCUUGCUGAUAGUUGCCUGUUCCUUAGAGGAUCAGGAGACUCACAGGAGCUGGUGCUGGUUUGGGUUGAUGACGUGCUUUUCGUCUCAGAAACAGAUGAACAGGCGGAGAAGUUUGCCAAAGAGCUAGGUAAACGAUUCAAGCUUAAACAGCUUGGUGCUGUCAAAACCUAUCUAGGUGUCAAUGUUGAGCGUGCACAGGAUGGAAGUUUUUGCUCAGCCAGAGAGGUAAAAUUGAGCAACUGCUUCAGAAAAUGAGGAUGAGUGAUUGUGCAGGAGUGAGAAGUCCUAUGGAGACUAGUUUUGUGAAGGACAGCCAGCAAGCAGAACGCGCUGCGUUCGAAAAUACUGAAGUGUUUCAGUCAGCUCUAGGGAGUUUGUUGUACUUGUCCCAAUGGAGCAGACCUGAUAUAGCGUUUGCUGUCAAUCUGCUCAGCAGGGAAGCAUCAAACCCUAGUGUGCAAGCCUGGAAUGGCGUCAAGAGAGUUCUGAGGUAUUUGCAGGAGACCAAAGACUUUUGUCUUAGAUUGCCAGCACAAGGAGAAGUGAAACUGACUUGCUUUGUGGACUCGGAUUGGGCUAAUCUUGAGGAUCGCAAGUCUGUGUCUGGCCUAGUGGUGAAGUUUGGGAACUCAGUAGUUGGGUGGAGGUCCAAGAAGCAAAGUCUGAUAGCGCUCUCAUCCACUGAGGCUGAGUUCAGUGCUCUUUCAGAGGUGUGCAGAGAAGUAGAGUUCUAUGCUUGUUUGGUGCAGGAACUCUGCGAAGUGGAUUGUCUGCCGAUACGUGUUUUCGAGGACAAUCAACCAUGCCUGAGUUUGGCAGAGUCAGGUCAGUUCAAGGCCAGAACGAAACACCUAGACAUUCGCUUUCGGAAUGUGUGCCAGAGUGUUCAGGAGGGAUUAGUUGCGCUGAAGUAUUGUCCCUCUGCCAAGAACCUAGCUGAUGGGUUCACGAAGCCACUCACCUUCCAAAGACAUGGGGAGUUUUGUGAAGGUCUGGGUUUGGGACGACCAAGGGUCGAUUCUCCCCUCAGGUGCGAGACAAGAGGGGGUGUUGGGUGUAGUGAAGGGUUAACCUUCUGUGUCUCGAGGCUGAGAGGAGGCGCUUACAAGGGAAGUAAGCCAGGACGUGACGAAAGCAGCUUGGAAUGCUGUGAGCUGAGUGAAACGUGAAAGCAGCUUUGCUACGCAGCUGCUGAGAGAGAGACGCAGAAAUGCAACUUGAAUCAGAUGGUGUAUAUGAACUGUAAAUAUGCUAUUUCUGAGCAAAUAAAGUGCUACUAGGAAAAGAAGAAACGUGUGGGACGUCCUUUACUGCCCUUUCUACACGGACGCUGUGCAAAUUCUGCUAAUUGCUUUACGACCUGCAGAGGUGCAGGGAAGUGUGCUGGACGACAAGAGCAAAGCAAUAAAUCUUAUACCUAACAGAGCCUUUGCAGUGUGGUCUGCCUAAUCCGAAUGUGAUCCCCCAUUCUUAUCAAUUGGCUAUCAUAGAUUUGUUUCUUCUCCAUCCCCCUACAGGAGAAGGAUCGUAAAUUCUUUGCUUUCACUGUUCCUGUGUUAAAUAACAGCCAGCCCACGGAACGGUAUCAAUGGAAAGUCCUACCGCAAGGAAUGCUGAAUUCCCCUACCAUGUGCCAACAAUACAUCAGCCAUGGCACACCCUGUUGCUUAAGCCGUUUGUCCAUCAUUUUACCCAAAAAGCAUCAUUUGACCCGCUCUCGAUAUCGCCGCUCUGUGGAAUUGACUAAUGAUUGUGAUGAUUCUGUUUCUCUUCCCAGUAGGUCUGAAUAUAUCUCUUUAGCUGUUUCUCUCUUAGGAGUCCCUGGAUUGGCUGUACGCAAUAGUAGGAACAUUAACUCUUUAGCUUGCUCUGCAGCAAAAGCCCUGAAUUUUACUUCUCAAGCUCUUCACCUUUUAAAUAAAGAACAGAGUGAACUCCAGCAUGGACUUCUGCAAAACCGCGCUGCUAUUGAUUAUUUAUUGAUGCUUCAUCACUAUGGCUGUGAACAAGUGGCUGACAUGUGUUGCUUCAAUAUUACUGAUAAUUCCAAAGCGGUCCAAAGGGAAAUUUCUCAUUUGCAAAAUCUUACACAUCACAUUAAACAGGACGUUGGAUUUUCUGGCCUCUGGGAUUCGUUCACCCAGUGGCUCACUGGCUGGUUGCCAAACCUGAAUUGGCUUCGUAAUCUUUUCCAAUAUGCUAUUGUCAUAAUAUGUAUAUUAAUUUUGCUAUGCUGCUUCAUCCAAUGCAUUCCUAGUCUCAUGCGUCUUUGGUCUCAGUUUUUUUCUCCUCCUCUGCCACCUAAUAAAAUCAUUGCCGCCUACUAUGCGAAAUGGCAGCAUCAACUGUAA
Podarcis lilfordi (Lilford's wall lizard) is the source of this 20901-nucleotide messenger RNA. NCBI's taxonomy places the organism in Eukaryota, Metazoa, Chordata, Lepidosauria, Squamata, Lacertidae. The record is from the annotation of a GenBank genome assembly.